AUGGGUAGCCUCGGAGAAGAAACUAGCAGCAUCGUCAUUGCCAUAGCCCUACGUGCGCCAAAUCGGAAAAUCACCAUACUAGAGCGCUCGCGUAUGCUCCGAGAGACGGGAGCUCUCAUCUCAUUGCAACCGAAUGCGAGCAAGAUUGUCAGUUCGUGGGGCAUUGAUACGUUUCUGGCAUCAUGCAAGCCCAUGGUCGACAAGGCAUUCAGGCUCUUUGAUAUCAGCGGCAAACUUGUAAAUGAAGUCAAGUUGAAUACCUCCAUGUUUGGCGCGGACCGGAUCGUCUAUCACAGACAAGAUCUUCACAGUGCUCUCUUGUCGGCUGCCACCUCGACGCAACUAUCUGGCCAUGCAGUCGAGGUUCGCACUGGAACCAAAGUUGUCUCGUGUGACCCCAAAGCGGGCAUUGUCACGAUAGAGACUGGCGAGAAUCUCCAAGCUGACGUGAUUAUUGGCGCUGACGGAAUACACUCUGUAAUCCGGACUGCGGUAUUGGGCGAGGAGCAAGGUGCAAUCCCAACCGGUAUCUCGGCUUACCGCAUGUUGUUACCCGCCGACUUGUUAAAAGGCAUUGAUAUCCCUCUCGACAUUCUGGACCCAGCAGACCCAGUGACGACAAUGGUCGUAGGACACGACAGAAGGGUCAUAAUGGGACCAGGGCGAGGAGCAGAAAUGUUUGGCAUUGUUGCAUUGGUGCCAGAUGAAAAGGGUCGUGAAAAGUCAACCACCGAUUCCUGGGUUGCCGAGGGCUCGACCGAGGCACUUGUCGAGGUAUUCGCAGACUUUCCGGGAUGGAUGCUCGACAUUUUCAAGCGUGCCCCUGACGUGGCAUUGUGGCAGCUGCGAGACAUUGACCCCUUGCCUCGCUGGGUUCGGGGUCGUGCCAUACUGAUUGGUGAUGCGGCGCAUGCAAUGUUGCCAACGCAGGGUCAAGGUGCGUCGCAGAGCAUCGAGGAUGCUGAAGCAUUACAGGCUUUCCUUGCCGACCUACCCGCACGCCCGACGGGCGACCAAGUCGAGCGUGUAUUGAACACUGUAUUCGAAGCGCGGUUUGAUCGUGCCAGCCUGAUUCAGAGGUACAGUCGCCAACAGGCACGUCCAGGCACGGAUGCAAAGUCAAAUACUGUCAAGCUGGACCCAGCCGAAUUCAUGAAGUAUAACUGCGAUUAUCAAGGCGCCAAGGAUUGGUUGUCGAAAAGUGCAGCAAAGUAG
This is a messenger RNA of Pestalotiopsis fici W106-1, 1215 nucleotides long. RefSeq lists its product as uncharacterized. NCBI's taxonomy places the organism in Eukaryota, Fungi, Ascomycota, Sordariomycetes, Amphisphaeriales, Sporocadaceae. Gene Ontology annotation, molecular function: FAD binding; monooxygenase activity. The transcript has 2 exons. Bases 1 to 1215 code for a protein of 404 amino acids. The record is from RefSeq and is a predicted model, not a curated record.